GAAAUUUCAGGCUAUAACUUCAACUUUCAUUUGCCUGUCAGCUUGAACUUCCAUUCUUGUUAAUAACUUCAACUUUCACUGUUCAUUUUAGUUCUUGUGUUCUUGACAGUCAUUUUGGUAGCUUAAUCUUAUGUAUUCUUAUCCAUGAUCUAAACUAAAUUUUUUUAUAACAUAAAAUAUCUAGUGGUGGAAGGAAAAGAGAUUUGAGUUGGUUGUAUUUUGAUAAAGUAAAAAAUGAUAAGAGGAAAGGCUCUAGGGCUAAAUGCAAAAGAUGUCAUAAAGAAAUGGAAGGCCAAGUUGGAAGAAUGAAAAAACAUCUAGAAACUUGUGGAUCUUUUGCUUCAGACUCUGAUCAUGAUUCUGUUGAUGCUCAAGUAGAAGUUACUACAACAAGUAGUACCACUAUGACAGGAGAAGAUACUGAAAGCAGUCUAUGCCUUCCAGGUCCAUCCAAUUUGAAACGUAAACUUCCCUGUUCUACUCUUCCACUUGUACCGGAGAAAAAGCUGAAAAUUUCAGAUUUGUCUUCUUUUGUAGUGAAAACGUCAUCAAGCCAGAAAGAAGUAAUUGACUGUCAUGUUGCCAAAUACUUUUAUGCUACUAAUACGUCUUUUCGUAGUGUAGAAAAUAAUCAUUUUAAAAAAUUAAUGGAGAUACUUCGUCCUGGAUAUUUUCCACCCAGUAAAUUAGAUUUAAGUGGAAAUUUGCUGAAUAAAGUUUAUGAAUCAGAAAUGGAAAAAUGUCAUGACACUUUAAAGAAUCAAACUUUGUGUAUGUCAUUGGACGGGUGGUCUAAUGUGCAUAAUCAACCUAUUAUUUGUAUUUGUGUAACUACUAUGGAGGGCAUUGUAUACCUAGUGGAUACUAUUGAUACUAGCGGAACACCCCAUACUGGUGAAAAUUUAACAGAUUUAGCAGUUACUGCCAUAAAGAAUAUUCAAGACAAAUUCAACUGCCGUAUUCGCAGUUUUGUUACUGACAAUGCAGCUAAUAUGGCAAGUAUGAGAAAAGCAUUAAAAACGAAAGACUGCAUUGAAGUAGUGUGCUAUGGCUGUUCAGCACAUAUUUUAAGUCUUCUAUCAAAAGAUUUAGAAAUUCAGAGUGUAACAGAACAUGUAGUACAGAUAAAUAAAUAUUUUCGUAAUAAUCAGUUUGCUAGAGCAAAAUUCAAUGAAAGUAAAGGAAACAAAUCUGUUGGCUUAAGUUUACCCUCACAGGUGCGGUGGAACACCAUGUGUGAUUCUUUAGAGAGUUACAUUAAGAACUGGCCGAUUUUAAUGCAGAUUGUAGAUGAAAAUAGAGUUGCAAUUGAUGAAAGUAUAAGAUCAAAGGUCAUGAAUUUGAGUAUUAAAAGAAAUGUGGAAGACUUAUUGCUUCGCUUGAAACCAAUUUCAAUUGCUUUAGACCAAAUACAGAAAGAUAGCUGCAGUAUCGCUGAAGCCGUCGAUAUAUGGAAAAAGUUGGAAACAGACUUAAAGAAAAACAAAGUCCUUGAUAAUUGCAAGAAAUCUGUCAUUAAUAAAUCCUUCAAAAACAGGUAUGACCAAGCUUUGACACCAGUACAUUUCUUAGCUUAUCUUUUGUCCCCAACAUUUCGACCAGAAAACUUAUCUACAGAAGAAAAAAAUAAUGCUAUUCAAUUCAUCAAAGAAAAUUAUGAAGACACAUCUUUAAUAACUAUUCUCCUUAAGUUCAUUGUUCGCGCAGAGCCAUUUAAUGGGCCGUUAUUUGAGGAUAAAGUUGUGAACAAAGUGGAUGCUCUACAUUGGUGGCAGUCUUUGUCAACUUUAAAAGACUGCAUUUCAUCAAAAGAACUAUUAGUUAUAGAACAACUCAUGACUGCAAAGGCAACAUCUGCGGGUGUUGAAAGAAUUUUUUCUACCUUUGGUUUUGUACACAGUAAAUUGAGGAAUCAAUUAGGGGUAGAAAAGGCUGCCAAACUGGCAUUUCUGUUCAAAUCGUUAAAUAAAUAAAUAUUAUUGUUACUUUGUGUGAUUAACAUUUCUGUAAAUCUUUAUUUCUAAUAUUUUUCUUAUCAAAGUUUUAAUCAAUUCUGCCAUGUACUACUAUGCUCUCAGUUAUACACUUGGUAAGUACAUUUUACCUAAUUUAGAUAUUCUUGAUUUGUAAAACAAUGCUAUAUAUCAAUGUUUUAAACAUCAAUGUAGCAAAAUUUAGAGUGAUUUCAGUUAGUUUUUUUUUUUUUAUU
Molecule: messenger RNA, 2209 nt
Organism: Daktulosphaira vitifoliae (grape phylloxera)
Lineage: Eukaryota; Metazoa; Arthropoda; Insecta; Hemiptera; Phylloxeridae
Exons: 1
Coding region: 285-1973 (562 amino acids)
Source: RefSeq, a predicted model, not a curated record